Messenger RNA from Protopolystoma xenopodis, 1005 nucleotides. Lineage: Eukaryota; Metazoa; Platyhelminthes; Monogenea; Polystomatidea; Polystomatidae. The record is from the annotation of a GenBank genome assembly.
GAUACGAAGGAGUCAGAUCGUGAGGACUCUUGCCUUGCAGAGCUUUAUUCUAUUCCAGUACCUGGAGUUGCCCGUUCUCCUUCAGUAUUUUCAUCUACCUCAUUUGCUACAAUUUUUGCCAACAAAGUGCGCAAGGUGAUUGUCUGUCCCCCUCGCCUGUCUUGCGAUUCCACUCCCUCUCCAGAAGGACAUACAUGCAGUCAUCUCGUUUCGACCCGCGCCAGCCUUGAAUGGCUGCCACCUUUCACUUGCAGCACUUCUAUUCCAUCAAACCCUUUAAAUAAUGACUCUUUCUUGAGCGCAUCAUCCUCCUCCGAAUCUUCAUCCUCCCCUCCGGUUUCUCCCACUUCACAUCUGCAAUCCGAGCCUACCGAGUUGCUUUCCCCUUCGACCUUUCGGUUUGGCCUUCCAUCUUCACAUGCUUCGUCUUUUGCCCCUGUACAGCCGCUGAUGCGACCCCUUAAAGCCAUACAAAUCAAUUCUUCUCCUUCUGCUCCACUCUCCACCUGUCCUUCUCCGUCGGUGUCUUUUAGCCCAGCUGACUGGUCAACAGAUGCCCUCGAGCUUGGCCUCGACUUGUCCUCUCCGGCUUUGUUGGGCGUCACGGCAGAGGAUGAAUCUUCCGAUCCCGUUUCCCUGGCACCUGGCAUUCUUCAGUCGACAUCCUUGUUUGUCGUCAAUCCUCGAGCUCACAUUGAAUCCUGUUCAUCGGAUGGUGAACUUAAACGGCGGGUCUCUCCAUCGUGCCAAUCAAGGCAAUCACAUAUCGACAAGCCCAGUGGCAUAUGUGGCCGAAGGAAACAGCGACUACAUGAGCCACUACAAAUUCAUCCUCCUCGGAGGCAAUGGCCUGGCUCGUUCAAUUCAAAGACUGGGACUAACAGAACACCCUAUCGUUUCGGUAGGUGCGCUUCCUUUGACCGGCUACACACACUCACACAAGUCUUCUCGUCAAAGUUUUCCCGAUUGCCGAAUCGGCGUAUAUCGCUAGCCAUUCAAUUAUGA